AUGACGUCACGAAGUGACGGACGUGGACGUUCAGUGAGCUCGGAAAUCAUUACGGGCUCUGAUACACGAUCGUAUCCGGUUUAUAUCGCAAUCCAGGACUAUCAACCAGAAAGCACCGAUGUUGAGGGUAUUCCCUUGGAACAGGGUCAGAUUGUCGAAGUAUUGGAUAAGAAGAAUCCAGCCAGUUGGCUGGUACGAACUAAGGCUCGCCCACCCAGAUCAGGAUGGAUUCCUGGGUCAUAUUUCGAGACUCCGACAGAAUACUACAAACAACGCCGAAGAACUCGUGAACUCGAAACCACUACCAUGACAAUGACCGAAGAUCAAGAAGCACUUCUCAAACGAGAGUAA
This is a messenger RNA of Cooperia oncophora, 351 nucleotides long. The record is from the annotation of a GenBank genome assembly. Lineage: Eukaryota; Metazoa; Nematoda; Chromadorea; Rhabditida; Trichostrongylidae.